GAAAGGAGGUUUUUUUUGUUGUCUGACUGAGAAGUUUUUCAAACUACAACUGUACCGUGUCGCACUCACUGCUGGUUGUGUUAGUUAUCGCAGCAAGCUUGGAUUACCGCCGUUGUUUUUGUGUUCGUCGAUGAAGUGGAGAAAUUUGGAAUAAUUAGGUGAUGAAAGUAAUUAAAGUUAAAGUGCUUUUCCGUAAAGUUCUUUCGUGAGUAUGUGAGCAUUAAAAGAGUGCUAGGCUGUUACAAGUGUGAGAGGGAGAGAUAAGCUGAAGUUACAAAAAAAAGUAAUGCGCUCGGCUUAGCGCCUCCGUCGGAGUGAAGAAAAAGGGGUAGAAAGAAGAGUUCGAGUUGUGUCAAAGCGUGCGAAAAAAGAAAAACAACAACAAAGUAGGUAAAGAGCUGUUAGUAGUGAAGAGUGGUGUGAAUUUUUGUUUGAAUAAAACGUCUGAAGAAUAUAAUUGAUCGGUUGCACGUGGUGUGUGCGCCGGAGAAGGAGCUCCCCCCUCACCACUAAGUUAAUUGGAUUAAAACAGCUUCAUUCGUGCGGUUGGAGCAGCAGCUCUUGACUCUACUUGAGUGUGAAGUAGAAAGGCUGCACGGCAACGUUAAAGAAUGUAUCACAGGUCGUCCUCGUCAUCGUCGUCGUCGUCACCACAGCCACCGCCUCCACCGCCACUCCCAACAUCAUCAGUUCUACCCCCAUCGUCAUCAGGAGGAACAACAACACAUGCAGCCACCCUACCACGACCGUCAUCCAGCGGUGGCCUCCAUCAAAUACAACGCCACACGCUCCAACAACAACAGCAACAGCAGCAAUCCCAACAACACUUCCAUCUGGUGCGCGGUGGAUCAAAUCCGACACUGCAACGACUGUCUCCGCCUUCGCUUCUUACGGAAACCAACCCGCAAAGACUGAAUGUGAUUCAAAACCAGACCGGUGCGGAUCAAAACCAACCACCGUCAUCGCGACCAGUCGUCUAUCAGAGUGGCCACCCGAAUCAUCAUCAAUCUAAACAACAACAACAGCUAAAGGCCGGGCCAAGACCCACCUACGGUGCCUAUACGAAUAACACAUUACCGCGAGGGCCUUAUCUUCAGUAUAAGUAUAACAAUAUUAGCAGUAUUCCGAACGGCGACAAUAACAGUGCUGCCAGUGGCAGCAACGGCGGCGCUAGCAAUAAUAAGCAGGACCACCAGGCCCGACAGAUUGAAGCUCUGCGCACCGAAUUCCUAGAGCUGGCCAGCAGUCGGGCCCAACAGCAGCAACGAAGGCUUCAACAACAGCAGCAGCAACAGCAACAACCACCACAACGGAAGAAUCACACCAGCAGCAAUCCACCCGACAGUGCAAGUGGCGAUGAGCGGGAAUCGCUUAGGAGCACUAAAUCCGGAACGUCGACCGGUUCUUCAACGGCUACGGCGGCCACUGCGAUCGUGGGCACCGUCGGUACUUACCAGCAUUAUCAACAGCAACUACAACAACAGCAACAACAACAGCAGCAGCAACAACAUCAAACACAACUCCAACCGAAUCAAGCAGGCUGUGCCAGUAGUAGUAGUUGUAGUAGUAGAAGUAGCAAUAGUAACCCUUGUAGCAGUAAGCGUCAUAACAACCAGGAACAGCAUCAGCAUCAUCAUCACUAUCAUCAUGUUCAUCAUCAGCCACUUCAUCAACAGCAACAUCAACAAAAACAACAACUGAAUGUAAACAAUGAGCGAAAUCAAAGACUUCCUGGAUUGAGCCGGGGAACUGAAAGUGAUGGAGGCGGUGGCGUCGGAGGAGGAGCAGGAAGUGGCAGAUCCUCCGCAGGUGGCUACUGUCUUAACUACGUCAACCUAGCGGAUGUGGUGGCCCUCAAAAAAAUCAGCCAACCGGAAGGUUGGGCUCUGCUGUGCCAAUCGGUGCAGGCCCUGCAGGAUCUGUUUUUGGCCGACACCCCAUCGAUAACGAAGGUCCGGCCGCUAAUUUCACCCACCGGACUGCAGAUAACCGCCCGCGGCCGUGUCGUGUUCAAUCUGGUAUCGGUCCAGCAGCCGAUCCAGAUUCAAGAAGGAACCGGCACCACCCAGCAGCUGCCAAGCGCCGCUGGCCCCUUUCUGGACAUGAAAAGCUACCUAUCACCGGAGUACGUCAACAGCCUGGGCAAGAAGAUCAACUUUUCCGAGUCGGACAUUGAGAAGAUGUGGAUCUAUUCGCUUGGGGUGACGCUGCAAAAAACUAUCUCAUCCUUUUCGGUCAACUAUCGCCGGCACUUGAGUUGUGCUGUGGGUGGUGGUGGUGCCGGAGGAACGGAAAAUUACGAGCUGAUGAAUGGGAUCCAGCGGGAACAGCAGCAGCAGCAGCUACAACUACUAGGAGGAAACGGAAAGGAUACGGCUGACAGUGCCGACGAGGAUGGACUUACGUCGCUGGACCAUGUAAUUCUGGCAAUGUGCGAGGCGAAUCUGUACAAGCGGGCCAGCCUCAUGUUUCUGUUGGAUAUCAUCUCCGACUACUGUAAAAACCACCAUCUGUACAAACCCUUCUCGCACAUGGUAAUCGAUUUGUUCAAGGAAGUCGUCGCAUCCGUAUCCACACGAAUCGAGAUCAAACAGGCACCACCCGCUGCAUUGGUACCUCCUCCUCCCUCACAGCCAAAACCCCUAACUCAACAACCCGCACCGCAACAGCACAAGCCGAUAACAACCGAGUGCUAUGAGGAACAAAAAAGCGACACCGACUCGGGUCGCAGUUCCGACCACGGCGAACUGGAGAUCCAUCGGAAACUCGCUUCCACAAAGUCCGCCCCGAUCAACUACGGCAUCACCAUCAGCGGGCACGAUCUGGAACAGGCUCGCUAUUUUGGCUCAACUGCUAACCUACGGGUAAAGCGAGCGGAACAACCACCGGAUAACACCUUAGCGGGAGACGUUGGGAAGUUUCGGUCGCUACCGCGACCUACCGAAUCCGGGCAGCGUUUGGAACCGGUACGAAACUAUGCAACGAUUGGGUACUCGAAGAGUACUCGGGCAACUGCCGAAAGCGAUCCGAAGAAACUGCAUGUCGUUAGAAGACGUCACAAUGCUGAGAUGAUGAGGAAGAGGAAUGAUUUUCGACGGAAUACGAUCGAUGUGACGAUGGUGGAGGUUAAGAUGGCGGAGGUGCAGAAGCAGCAGCAGGCAGCUGGGCGGUUGAUGCGAAGUCACACCCGGUUGAUUCCGUCAAAGUCGACCAACCAGCUGAAUUUGAUUGGUGGUGGGAAUGACUUUCAGCGGAAGAUCGACGAGAUGAGUUUUAAUGCGACGUCGAUGCCGAAUCUUGGAGCUCCGCUGGUGUCGGUACAGCAGGCUAACCUGUUGAACGUUAGGCGUCGGAGAGACGACUAUCCGCUGAGAAAAUCGAGCAGCCGAUUCGAAGCGCUGGACGAAGUCGGGCGGACUGUGGUUUUGGAGCUGUCCAAGGGUGGUCCGGAGUUUGUGCGGAAUGCUAAUAGUGUGCCCAAAGUAAUCGAUCUUACGGAUGCUAAGACCCAACACCGCCGAACCGUGACAAUUCUGAUGCUGAAUGGAGCUAAGGUCAGCAUCGUCUGCAAUCCUACAACGACCGUAGCAAGGCAGGUCUUCGAAGCCAUCAUCCGGAUGGAGAAGCUGUCGGAAAAUUUCUUCCUUGGUCUGUGUGCCCUGAUCGGCGGUGACUUUGUCUUCCUUCCGCACGAUCUUAAAAUCUAUAAGGUUGCACCGCAAAUCUGGGUCAACACAUCGAAAAAAGCCGCCUCGCUGGGUGAGAAUGUUGUCUUCACACUUUAUCUACGGAUAAAGUUUUUCCUACCAACGUUACGCGGUGUCAGCUGUUUGGAAUCCCGCCAUCUCCUGUAUCUGCAGCUGCGCAAAAGCAUCCUGGAGCGGCAGGUUCUCUGCUCCGAGGACGAUCUCAUCACGCUGGGUGGACUGGCGCUUCAGGCGGAAGUUGGAAGCUUCAAAGAGAAUAUGAAAUACAACGAAUACUUCACCAUCUCGCACUACCUACCGGAGGAGGUUUACCGAAAAAAGAAGGAACUAGCAAAAUACCUUCGCAAUUCACAUUUCUGCAAGCGAGGGCUGCACCAGAUGGAGGCGGAGCACAAUUUCAUCCGUUACGUUCAGGAAUUGAAGGAGUACGGGUUGCAUCUGUACAGCGCUACGUGGACGACGGAUGAGAACAUUACGUUGGAAGUUUACGUGGCCAUUUCGCUCAGCGGGGUAGCCAUCUUCGAGCGUAAUUUGAAGUUUAAUCCGAGGGGAGCUCAGCAGGAAUUUAGCAACGGAAAGAACUGCUUCCAGCGGCAUCUGUACGCGUUCUUUGAUUGGUUGGAGAUUGAAAAUAUUUGCUUCUCGAAGCAUGUGUUUUGUGUAGUUGUGCGCCGAACUGAAAGCUUGAGUCCGAAGGAUAAGACCCGGGUCAAGUACAAGCUGCGAAUGGAUGGCAGGAAGAGCUACUUCGCCUUCAACCUCGCCUCGGAACACCACAAGUUCUACAUGAAGCUACGCAACUCGUUCGUCUCUAUCAAGGCCCUCUCGAGCGAGCUUAACAUCCCGAUUGUCACUGACUCCGGGCGCACGACCCUAGUGACACCCCCAGCGGACAAGGCAACCGCAAAACCCAAACUAGCCGUAUCCGAGGUCGACGAAAAGGCGGCCUUCGACGCCAAACACGUGGAUAAAAUCGACAAACCACUAAAAACUACCACGGCCCUGCGAGUACGCAAUCUCAAAAAAUCCAUGCUGAACGACAACCGGCUAACGAAACUACGCCAAAAAUUCCUACUGAAACGUUCAAAAUCCUCCGUUGAAGGAGCCGCUCCCGCUUCGUCGGCACUGAACGAAACCGUCGAGAUCGCCAACCAGCAGAAUCAGAACAAAGAGAAUGAGAAUCCGGCCCUGGGUGGUAAUGGUAGUGGUUCACCUCCGAUCUAUCCGUCUUCGUCGGAACUGAGUUUGUCAUCGCCGGACGAUUCGGCGAAAACCCGGAACCGAGUCAAGAUGGGUACUCGAGUGUUUUCGACGCAGUUCCUUAACAAGUCGUUCGAUAAUUUGUACGAUCAUCCGCUGAGCGGUGCCAAUUCCUAUCAGAAUCUGGCUAAUGGAAGUUUUAAUGAAGAUGAAGAAACGUUGAUGGAUUACGAUCGAAUGGUUCGGGUUGAUCCCAGGCAGCUGAUCGAGAGUAGCGUGGAUGAUGCUUUGUCCGUUAAAAGUAGCAUGGGUUCGAUGUAUUUUAUGGAGAAGAUUGAUGAAAAAUCUGUUGGUGGAAGCGAGGAGACUUUGUCGCCGAAGGCUUGUGUGAUCCAAUCAAACAUCCGCGGCGAAAGCAGUCACUUUGACCUACCGAACGAAACCAUCUCGGACACGCUGAUGGAAAAAUUCAACAACCUGAGCUGCAGUGCAGCGAUCAACGAUCGCAUCCUGACGUCCGUGAUAGUGGUGAAAGAUUUCAUUAAUCCCAACGAAAGACAUCGAGGACCACAUCACCAUCAUCAUCAUAACCAUCACCAGCAGCAACAGCAGCAAACCAAAACGCAAAUGUUAACGCGAAAGCGAUCGUUCCUAUCGCGCAGUCAGGAAUCGGUUCUGUUUCGGAAGGGUGCCGGUUCUCGGCUUAUCGCCUUCGGCGGCGGCGAUGAUCUCAGUUCGGAUGGAGGAAUAGCUGAUUGUGGUAGCAGCGGGGAGGAUGGUAGAGGGGCACGGUAUACGCUCGGGAUCAGUAUCGUUCAGGGUAACGAUAAUACGGUGUACGUGAAGGAUCUGGUUCCGAGUGGGCCGGGGGCUCGGGCUGGCGUGCGGAUUGGAGAUCAGAUCAUCGCCGUGGACGGCCGUUCCCUGCUAAACCUACCAUACAGCGAAUCCCUAGCCGUUCUACAAAACACGGGCCGAACAGUAGAACUGGUCCUAUCACAAAUCUAUCGCCGACCGGCUCUCAGUGCGAGCUCCCUUAACAUCAGCAACUGCCAGUUACCGAACAGUGUCUAUCACGUGGAACCCACCGCCGCCGAUCUUUACCCCUCCAAGCUGGAAGCUGUCCAGUUAACCGUACCCAAGGGCAACAAUUUGUACAUCAAGAAUGGGAUGCAACACAGUCCCCCCUUACAGCACCGCCAACAACCAUCAUACGACGACAUCGGAAACCAUUUCGAGGCUAUUCGAUCAUUCUACCAACAGCAGCAGAACCAACCCGCAAAUCUACAGCGACUCAGCAAGAACGUCCCGGAUAUUCUACGCACGAGAAAUGUUGGAUCCCUCGGAGGAACGUUGAGUCCAUCGAAGAGUAUGCCCGAUCUGCCAAAGAUCCUGCAAGCCUACACCAAACCGACCUCGGUCAGUCCCAGCUCGUCGUCCGGUAGUGGUUCCUCCUCGACGACACUAUCCCGCGGAUCAUCAUCGUCUCGGUCUCGGUCGCAACCGAAAUCCCUACCGGCACCGAAAUCGAUGAUGGGUUUGCUGCUGCUGUCACGCAAAUAUACCGGGCCAACCCGUUACCCCGUUACGCCGGCGAAGGAUUGCCUUCGGACGAUGCUUCCGGUGAGGCCUAGCAGCGGCGGAAAGGUACAGCUGUCCCUAUCGAAUGCAUCCGAGGAUGAGCAGGUGUUUAUCUAGCUUCUCGUGUGUGCGUGUCUGUGUUCUAUGUUUCUAUAGUUUUGUGUUGCUGUUUGUUUUUUCCAUUUUUGUUUAAAGAUACUUGUGUAAUAUUAGCGCGUAAGACGUUGAGUGUAAUUUUCUUUUUUGGCUGUUUUGUGCUUUGUAAGCAACUGGAAAAAAACUGUUAUAUUUUAUAUUUAGUUACUAGCUUUCUUAAUAGCUGUUUAGGUUAAUUGUUUCAUUCUCUACAUUAAGGUCGUGCUUCCAUGUACUCCUAUUACUGUUCCCGAAAGGAACUUAUCUGUUUCAGCGCACAAACCCAAAAACGGGAAAAGAUAGUUUAUAAUAAUUAAUUAAAGUCGGAAACUUUUCCGUGAUUGAAGCGUAAUUUGUGUUGUGU
Topomyia yanbarensis is the source of this 6987-nucleotide messenger RNA. RefSeq lists its product as uncharacterized. Bases 612 to 6605 code for a protein of 1997 amino acids. Gene Ontology annotation, molecular function: protein binding. Lineage: Eukaryota; Metazoa; Arthropoda; Insecta; Diptera; Culicidae. Gene Ontology annotation, cellular component: cytoplasmic side of apical plasma membrane; cytoskeleton. The record is from RefSeq and is a predicted model, not a curated record. Gene Ontology annotation, biological process: positive regulation of hippo signaling. The transcript has 15 exons.